Messenger RNA from Talpa occidentalis (Iberian mole), 3613 nucleotides. It is a transcript of the gene RPGR, whose product is annotated as retinitis pigmentosa GTPase regulator. Gene Ontology annotation, molecular function: ubiquitin protein ligase activity. Gene Ontology annotation, biological process: visual perception; protein ubiquitination; ubiquitin-dependent protein catabolic process. The transcript is spliced from 18 exons. Bases 53 to 3178 code for a protein of 1041 amino acids. Gene Ontology annotation, cellular component: photoreceptor outer segment. The record is from RefSeq and is a predicted model, not a curated record. Lineage: Eukaryota; Metazoa; Chordata; Mammalia; Eulipotyphla; Talpidae.
CUCCGUUGCCCCUAGCGGCUGUUUGUUGACUUCCGGGAGCGCGCCGCUGCCUAUGCCCGGAGUGCCGCUAUGGGGGCCCCAGGGGCUUCUGUGGCCCGCGUCUGGGCUGAGGGGCAGCUUUAGGCUCCACCAGGUCGCGCCCGCCGCCUUCCCAAUCCAGUCAGAGGCUCCCCGUCGCGCCCUCGUCAUGGGGGAAUCCACCGAAGUAGUGCCCGAUUCUGGUGCUGUGUUUACAUUCGGAAAAACUAAAUUUGCUGAAAAUAUUCCUAGCAAGUUCUGGUUUAAAAAUGACAUUCCUGUUCAUCUGUCAUGUGGAGAUGAACAUACUGCCAUUGUUACAGGAAAUCAUAAGCUUUACAUGUUUGGCAGUAACAAUUGGGGCCAGUUAGGAUUAGGAUCAAAAGCAACUGUUAGCAAGCCAACGUGUGUCAAAGCUUUAAAGCCUGAAAAAGUGCUGUUUGCUGCCUGUGGAAGGAACCAUACCAUCAUUUCAACAGAAGGAGGCAAAGUAUAUGCAGCCGGAGGAAACAACGAAGGACAGUUGGGACUUGGUGACACAGAAGAAAGAAACACUUUUCAUCAAAUCAGCUUUUUUACAUCCCAGCAUAAGAUUAAACAGCUUGCUGCUGGAUCCAACACUUCAGCUGCAUUAACUGAGGAUGGAGAGCUUUUUAUGUGGGGUGACAAUUCUGAAGGACAGAUAGGCUUAAAUAAUUUAACAAAUGUGUGUGUACCUCAUCAAGUGACCGUUGGGAAACCCAUCUCUUGGAUCGCUUGUGGAUAUUACCAUUCUGCUUUUGUAACAAUGGAGGGGAAACUGUUCACGUUUGGAGAAACUGAUGGUGGGAAGUUAGGUCUUCCCAAAGAGCUGCUCCUCAAUCACGGAACACCCCAGGAGGUAUCUGCAAUUUGUGAGAAGGUGAUCCAAGUAGCUUGUGGUGGAGCACACACGGUGGUUCUCUCAGAGAAAGCUGUAUACUCCUUUGGACUGGGACAGUUUGGUCAGUUGGGUCUGGGCACUUUUAUUUUUGAAACCUCGGAACCCAGAGUCAUUGAUCGUGUUAAGGAUCAGAAAAUAAGUUCUAUUUCCUGUGGAGAAAAUCACACGGCUUUGAUAACAGACAUGGGUCAUCUAUAUACUUUUGGAGAUGGUCGACAUGGAAAAUUAGGGCUUGGACUGGAGAAUUUCACCAAUCAAUUUAUUCCUACUUUCUGUUCUAAUUUUUUGACAUUUAUAAUUAAGUUGGUUGCUUGUGGUGGAUGUCACAUGCUCGUUUUUGCCACUCCGAGAAUUGGUGUGGUGGAAGAAGUUGACUUAGAUGAAGUAAGCGACUCUGGCUUACAUGCAACGCCUUCUCUACCCUUCAACGAUCUGACCUCAGGACACGUACUGCACAGAACUUUAUCAGCACGUGUGCGGCGACGAGAGAGGGAGAAAUCCCCGGAUUCCAUGCGAAUGACACAGAUACUACCUCCAGUUGAAGGGACUUCUGUACCACCUGUUUGUUUUUCCCCUAGUUUAGUUCCUUUCUGCCCACCUGCAAGUCCUCUGCCAGAAAAAAUGCCUGAAAAGGGGGACGACUCACAACCAAUAGAACCAGAUUAUUUUGAAGAUAAAAUGACCGGAGAGAGAGAAACAGAUAAUUCUUCAGCGGGAGAUGCAGAAAGUCUUGGAGAAACUACUGAUGUCUUAAAUAUGACACAUGUGAUGAGCCAGAAUGCCAAUGACAAGCCAUUAAAAUUCUCACCAGUUCAAAAACAAAAGAAACAAGGAACAAUUGAGCAACUGAAGCAGUGUACAGCUCUUUCUGAAAGCGAUGAUAGUAAUGAAUGUGAAGAGAUGUCUCAAAAACUGAAAGAAGGGAAAGCAUAUAACCAGCUUUUGGCAAAAGGAAUGUACAUGGCACAAGAAGCUGUGACUCUGGAAACAUUUUCAGAUGAGGACGUAGGUAAUGAGUCAGGCCAGCCUGCACCUCAGGCCAACAUCUGUCCAGGGAAUUUUCAAAGAGGAUUAUUUAGAUGUCCAAGUAGAUAUAACCUUUAUCCACUCAGUAGUAAGGAAAUAGUAAACCAAAGUAGUAAAAGAUGCAGUGAGAGGUUUUCAGAAGCAGAAGAAAUAGACUAUGAGAAGGAAACAGUGCUGGAGGAGAUGGCAGGUCUGAAGAACGUGAGACAGAGGGAAAGGAGUUUUAAAAAUACUGAUACAUUUUUUGACAAAUCACCAAAUAGAAAUGUGAAUUUUGAAGAUGAAGAAAAUAAAGAUUUGAUUAAGGAACGUAGACGAAAAAAGGAAGAUCGGUUCUUUGACAGUGAAAGCGAAUCUGUAGAGGAGCCAGAGUGUUACUGGGACGGUGAAAGUCAGCAGGGUACAGCUGAUGCCUUCGAGCUACCUGACUCGGUAGAAUUUAGUAGUGGAGAGAAGGAGGACGAUGAUGUGGACAUUGACCCGAUCUUGUGGUAUAGCAGAUAUUUUAUUGAACAUGGACAUGAGGAAGAGCCUGAACACAAAAUGUACAAGUUCCUGGCAAAAUAUGAUACUAAGUGUGACCGCUUAUCAGAGAUUCCAGAGGAGCAGGAAGGAACAGAGGAUUCAGAAGCAAGUGGAAUAGAGGAGCAUGAGAUAGAGGCAAAUAUGGAGGAGCCUGAAGGAAAAGAGAAGGAAGUAGAGAUCCUGGCAGAUGACCUUACAGACAGAGCAGAGGAUAACGAAUUUUCAGAAAAUGAGGGUCUAGACAAUGUAGAUGAAGACACUGAUGACAACCUGGAAGAGGAAAAGAAAUCUGUGAAAGAUCAUGAACAUCCUGAAGAUGACCACAGCAAGGCCGUUGAACAGGUACCACCAACAACUGAAAAGGACAACAAAGUCAACCCGGAGCAAUGGGCCAUUCAUGAAUACAAUGAAAAUCCAAAAGGACGCAUGUGCAAGUCUGCAAAGAACGGUUCUUCAGAAGUCUCAGAAGAGAGUGAAAAUGUAAAAAAGUCAAAAAUGAUUUUCUUCUUUAAAAGGAUGUCAUUGACAGGUCAGAAAAGUAUGCAGAACAACGAGAUGCUCCCAGAGAUAAAAGCAAUAGGAGAUCAAAUAGUUUUGAAAGGCAAUAGGAACCACGUGGAACAGAAUCAUGAAGACGCUUCACACUCAGUUGUUGCAAAAAAGACAAGAACUUGCACAUUACUAUAAAUACACACUCUUUUCUCAUGGUCACCAAGCGUUUUGUAAUUUAUACUUGAAAAACAUGACUUCUGAAGGGAUGUUUCUGAUAAAGAUAAGAUAUAAGUUAAAGAUAAAUAUAUAAGUUAAUAUGUUUUAUUUGGUGUGAUCAGUACAUGACCAGUUUUCUUAUUUAUUUAUGCUAAAAUUUUUGACAAGCAAUUUCAAAAUGUAUCUCAGAGUCUCCUUCAAGUGUUGUGGCCUUAACUGUUCAGUGUUGCAUAAAAAUAUAUUUUUAUAUGUGAAAUUUUAAGAUAUUUCAUAGUUUCUACUAAACAGUUUUACUUCUUUAUAAUAUCAUAAUGCAAUCUUUGCAAUUGCACGACACUGUAACAGUUUUAAUGUAUUUGCAAUUUUUAAAACAGCAAAAAUGUUUUUGAAGAACAUAUUUUAAUAAACUAUAUC